AAUAGUAAGCUGGGAUGGCUUGGAUGCUUUGGGAGGUGCUGCCCGCCUCCUUGGCACAGAUUGGUUUGGUUAAUACAGCUGGACUGCGUUCUUGUAAUCAGCUUAUAGGAGACACUGUUUUGAGCAGAACAUCAGUUGUAGCGACAGCUACGAGAACGUAAAGAAACUUUAACCCUGAGUGUUGCUUUAAAAACUGCUUAGACCGUCUUUAAUAAUAUGUCAAAAAAUCUGUGCGCUUUGGAAUUUUGGACGCCCUGGUGCUCGGGAACGCGGCUGCGCGCGAGCUCGUGAUGCUCCAUGCGCGCGCAGUCAGCUCGCUGUCUCCAGUCCUGUGCACUUCAGACAAGAUUAUGUUGAGCAGAGGUUUGGGUUCUCUGCCUCGUUUCUAGAAUACUGUGGACAGCUUUAUGUAGAGCGUCUUUUCCAUAAUGUCGAGGAGGAAAGUUCGUCUCGCGCGCUCUGAGCGUACAGUGAGCGAGGACUCGGACAUAGACAGCCUGCUGGAGAGCCUGUCUCCUGAUGAGGUGGAGGAGCUGGAGAGGGAGCUGAUUAUCAUCGACCCGGAUCCCAGUGUGCCGGUGGGGCUCAGGCAGAGAAACCAGACCGAGAAACAGCCGACACGUGGCUACGACCGUGAAGCCAUGCUGGACUACUGCGAGCGAGAGACCAAGAAGCUCAUAGAGAGGGAGCUGUCCUUUGAGGGGGAGGCCAAAGGUGAAGGCCGUAGACGGGACCGGCUAAGGAGAACAAGAAGCAAAGAACAUCGGAGCUUUUCUAGGUCACACAGCCGUGAAGCAUCUGACAAGGAUGAGGCCAAAAAUGAGGAAAGUGAAGCUCAUGUCAAAGAGGAAAAAACUGUGUACAAAAAUUGCAAGGAUGGAGAAAAAAAAAUAGAGGAUGAGGUCAAAAAGACCUCUGACAUCAAAACAGAAUACAGACAAACAGAGAGAGGGAAAGAAAUAUUAGCAGAGAGGAAUUUAGAAAGAGAGGUAGAAAAUAAAAAUGAUAAACAAAGGGAGGCAUCUAAGAAAGAGCGGGGUAGCAGCAAGACAUCAGAGCUCAUCUCCAAACUACAGAAAAAGGAGGAUAAUAAAGAGAAGGAGAGAAAGGACAAUAGUAAGAUUGGAGAAAAUUUGAGAACAAAAGGGUUGAUAUCCAAGUUACAGGGCAACAAAGAGGUAGAAAACAGGGAGAAAGAAGAAAAAGAGAAGGAGGUAGAGAAAAAAAGAGAGAGUAGAACAAAAGGACUAGUCUCCAAACUGGAGGAGCAGAAAAGCCAAUCAGAACAUGGCAGAGUGUCAGAAAGGGGAAGCAGACAAAGAGACCUGGAGGGUCCUGUGAUAGAGAAAAAGAAGGAAAAGGAAGAGGAAAAGUGCAGUGAGAAAAGUAGACCCUACUCUGAAAGAGAUGCAACUGGAACAGAGAAAAGGAAGGACAGAAUGAAAAGGUGGGAGAAAGUGGAUGAGAUAGAGACGGAGCAAGAAAAACAGAGAAAGGAAGAGAAAAAGCGAGAAAGAGGUAAAGAGGAAGGGAAGAGUUUAGUGAAGAAUGCUAAAACUCAUAAUAAUGUUACUGAGACCUGCAGUAGUGGGGAUGAGCAGUCUGUCAAAACAGGGGAUGAGGAAGAGCAUGAUGAAGAGGAUGAUUAUAUGGACAGUGAUACUGGCUCCAGCAUGUUUGAUGACCUCUUGGAACAGGUGCGCAAUGAUGAUCCUGAACUCACCGAGCUUAACAUCAACAACUCUGAUGUUAUCAAGACAGAUACACUGAUCCAGUUUGCUGAAGGACUUCGCAGUAACACUCACAUUAAAACAUUUGCUCUUGCCAACACAAGAGCUGAUGAUCACGUAGCUUUUGCCAUUGCUGGGACUUUACGGAACAACACCACGCUAACAGGAAUCAACCUGGAUUCCAACCUUCUCACCGGCAAAGGCAUUCUGGCUAUCAUUGAGUCUUUGCAGCACAAUGCCACCCUUAAAGAGCUUCGCUUCCACAACCAGAGACACAUCUGUGGAGGGAAGACUGAGAUGGAAAUGACAAAGGUACUACGGGAUAAUACUUCGUUACUCAAGUUGGGUUAUCACUUUGAGCUAGCUGGGCCAAGGAUGACCAUGACCAACAUCCUUAGUCGUAAUAUGGACCGUCAGCGGCAGAAACGACUGGAAGCACAACGUCUUGCCAAGCAGGAAUCUCAGGCAAGCUCAGCGCCCCCUAGUGAAGAGAAAAAGAAGCUCAUACCUGACAAGCCCAAACUUAAGCAAACUCCACAGUCCAACCCUGUUGAGAAAAAGCAAUCUAUAUUAGCAAAAGUUUCCAAAUUUAAUAAACCCUCUUCACCCCCCAAAGCCACUCCACCCUCCAAGUCCACGGCUGCCCCCUCAUCCUCCAAAGCAACAGCUAAAAAAGGUGGGCUCACAACAGAGUCAAGCCCAGGACCUCCAGCUCCUCCUCCUCCUCCUGCCCCAGUGCUGGAUAUUCAGGCACUUCGGAAGUCGUUGACCUCAGUCUCGCAGCGCAAACAAGACAGCAGCCAUGUCUCAGCACGUGGAACACCAAAAAGUUCCAGAGAUCAGUUGCUGGACUCUAUCAGGAACUGCAACAUGAACACGCUCAAGAAGGUCGAGGUUCCUAAGCGGCUGAAGUAGCAGAUGGCAGAAAAACCAGAAGAGGAGCGAGUCAGCUAUAGUGGAUGUCCAUGAUGGCAAUGAUAAAUGGAUAAUGAGUCCAGAAGCAAAUACAGUACUAUUAGAGAACUUUGGUACAUUUGAGCGAUGCUCACAGAGUAUAUACUAAAAUCAGUUGGAUCCUUAAUACUAUAACAAAAUUGGACUUUUUUUUUUAAUUUAAUAGCUCAAUUGAGGAUGAUAAAACAUGAAGAUCUUAUAAUGAGCACACAUUCUUUGUAAAUCAUUUUUAGUUUAGUGCCUAUACAUUUCUCAUAUAAUUUAUUUUUGGGGCUUGAAAAUUGUUGAAUUGUGAAUGUUAACUACGAAAUCAAAAUUUGUAUUAAAAAGGAAAAAAGCCAUUAACUACAAGUUGCCUCGAAUACGGAAUAACACUAAACUGUGCAAGUCUAUGAGCUGCUUUUUUUCAGCUACAUGAAGUCUAAGCUGAGUUUGUAGUUCAGCCUAUUUAUAUACAGUUACAUUAACUCCUUGGGCAGACAAUUUUAUCUAUAGCAAUUUACAAUCUGCACACAUCUGAGUAGAUUAAGGGUCUUUCCAAAGGGCCCAACAUUGGCUACGUUUACAUGCACAUGAUAUUUCAUUUAAGGUCUAUAUUCGAGUUGCAUCCAUAUUCCGAAUACGAUGUUUAUAUGCGUACAGACAUCAGAAUAUUCCUGUAUACAUGAGUUGAGUUGCCAUUCCUAAAUACCUAGCCUACAGCUAAGCAUCUGUUAGCACCCACAAUUCCUUGUGGACUGAGCAUGCGCAUACAUCUCCUUUCAGUGGAUUUUCUGAAUAAGGUGUUUACAUGCAACAAAUUUCCAAUCAAAACAGGCAUAUUCCAGGGGUGGGGAUCGGAAUUUGGGGAAUCAGAAUAUUGUCUUAAUCUGGAUCGGGCAAUGGGAUUGCGGCAUAUACAUAACUCAAUACUAAUUAGAAUAUUACCAAAUUCCGAUUAAUAUCAGAAUAUCAAUGUGCAUGUAAAUGUAGUCAAUGUCUCUCAAGCAGUUUUGUUCCAGCUGUCAUGAAGAAAAAUAAUAAAAGCUCACCAUCUCCAUUACU
Pangasianodon hypophthalmus (striped catfish) is the source of this 3728-nucleotide messenger RNA. It is a transcript of the gene lmod1a, whose product is annotated as leiomodin-1. Gene Ontology annotation, molecular function: tropomyosin binding. The coding region runs from base 429 to 2645 and encodes 738 amino acids. Gene Ontology annotation, biological process: myofibril assembly; pointed-end actin filament capping; muscle contraction. The record is from RefSeq and is a predicted model, not a curated record. The transcript has 3 exons. Gene Ontology annotation, cellular component: striated muscle thin filament; myofibril. NCBI's taxonomy places the organism in Eukaryota, Metazoa, Chordata, Actinopteri, Siluriformes, Pangasiidae.